Molecule: messenger RNA, 264 nt
Organism: Cooperia oncophora
Lineage: Eukaryota; Metazoa; Nematoda; Chromadorea; Rhabditida; Trichostrongylidae
Source: the annotation of a GenBank genome assembly
AUGGCUCGUCAAAAUGGGGGUCAUACCAUCACGCUUUUCUGCCUGGAGCAUCAACUGCUGAACUUGAUCGGGAUUCAAGGGAGACUACUAGAAUGGCUAAAAUCGUAUCUGAGGGACAGGUAUAUGACGGUUAGGGUUGGCAAUCAGUAUUCUGAUCGCGAUUUAUGUUCGAAUAGUGUGCCACAAGGAGGAGCAUUCACCAUUACUGUUCUUGAUUUACACAUUAGACCUGCCAAAAAGUCUCAAGGUUCAUCCCUGUAUUGA